Carlito syrichta (Philippine tarsier) is the source of this 1744-nucleotide messenger RNA. RefSeq names its product chromosome unknown C3orf67 homolog (gene CFAP20DC). Bases 13 to 1743 code for a protein of 576 amino acids. Lineage: Eukaryota; Metazoa; Chordata; Mammalia; Primates; Tarsiidae. The record is from RefSeq and is a predicted model, not a curated record. The transcript has 10 exons.
CAGGUGCUAAACAUGACUAUACUUCGCCAAACUGAAAUAAAAUUUGGAGGUCAUCCUCUAAGUUCAGCAGAAUCAGAUCAGUUCAUUAACAGAGGAACGAGUAGUGUGCGAAACAGUAAAAAUCAAGAUGUUUGUCAUAUUGCCUUUGGAUCCAAAGUUCUUGGGCCACCACCUCUCUCUGGCAGAAGGAAUAACAUGAGGAUAUCCAGCGAGACAAUAAGACCUGUUGGGUCCAAAAAUAACCGAUCAUGCCAGCAAUCCACCAUAGAAAAGUGUGUUAACAGUACAGAAAUGUCAGCCUUGCUGAUAGCUGAGUCUGAGGGGCAAGGAGAUAAGGAAAAUAUUUGCCAAAUGAAGCAGGCAGUACCUAUUCAUGCCAAUCUACAUAUUAUGCAUCCGCAUCCCCCUCAAGAACUAUCAGCAGAUAAGAAUAAUAACAGAAGAAGAUUACGGUUAAAAAGCACCAGCAGAGAAAGGACAGAGACACCCAGCGGUUGCUCUUUAGGAAAUAACAGGAAUGAAGAUAAAGCAACAACUGUCCUCACCACUGUGUCCCAACAAGAAGCAAAGACAUUUAACCCUAGCACUCCAGGUCUUCCGUCUCCUGAUCAAGCAGAUGAGUGGAUAUUUCCUGGAAAUGAUUAUCACGUUCCCCGUCUGGCAUCCAGGAGACAAUCCCUACUUCUGGAUGAUGACUCCAGCAACACUUCACACCUGUUGCUAGAAGCCAGCAAGGAAAGUGAAUAUGACCAACAGGCAGAAGAAACACAGAUUGUUCCAAAGGAUAUUUUCACUUUUUCAUCAAGACCACGAUCAGCACCUCAUGGAAAAACUCAGAAUAUGUCCCCAGAGGGGCUCCUAUUCCUUUUGGAUCUAAAAGAGGAUAACAGUGUGACAAGGAGAGACACUCAAUUGGAGGAUGAUUUUUAUAGCAGUGACAGCAGCGAAGAGGGUAACCACAGUAUCCAGGAUUCACCAGGCCCAACAACUAGUCCUUCAGGGUUAACUCAGUUAACAUUAGAGAGCAUGCCGGGGAACGCUGUAAGGCCAACAAGUAAAGGAUAUCUAAAAAGUGCCUACACAGAAGCAGGAGCCGCAGAAAGCCAGAGUUCCUUGGUGAAGCAAAUAGAUAGAAACAACUUUCAAACAAAUUGGUUGCCUACAGCAUGUCUUUCUCCCCCUGGACGAAGGUGUGGAUCCACUCAGAAAACUCCAGAGCCCCUAAUCAAAGCGAAGGACUUACCAGCCUAUCAAGUGCCAGCUUCACUAAACAAAACCUCCCUUAAAAAAAUCUCAGGGGACAAGUUGAGACCAAUCCCUGAAGUAUCUGAAUAUGACUGGAGAAACUAUCAACCCAGCCAGAUGAGUGAAUCUGAGUUGCAGAUGCUGGCAAGCCUACAACGGCAACAGAAUGAAGAACUGGAGGAUGCUGGGGCUUCCCAUGGCCUGAGCGCAUCCCAGGUUGACAACUGUAAUGUCAGCAUAAGUACCAGCAGUGAUGACACGACCACCUGGAACUCCUGCCUGCCACCUCCUGUUAACCAGGGUCGUCACUAUCAGAAAGAAAUGCAUCCACCUUCUCCUUCUAAUCCCCGGGACUGGUUAAACAUGUUGAGCCCACCAAUUGUUCCUCCCAGUCAGCAGCCAGCUGAGCAACAUCCGGAUUCCUCUGGAAGUCUGAGUGUUCAAGGUGGGAAUAUGAAAAAUGCUAUGCAUAAGAAAAUAAAAAAUAAUUUACUAUAAA